Molecule: messenger RNA, 913 nt
Organism: Coccidioides posadasii C735 delta SOWgp
Lineage: Eukaryota; Fungi; Ascomycota; Eurotiomycetes; Onygenales; Onygenaceae
Source: RefSeq, a predicted model, not a curated record
CCAGGCCAUGGUUCACCAGCAAUCCUCACAUUUCCAUUCGAGUGUCCGACUACACCGCAUCCUCCAUCCAAGCGAUUCUCGACGCCACCAACGCCACGGCGCUCUUUUCUUUCCUGCACUCCAAUGAUCCGCGCAGCUACAACACGGCUCAAGAAGCCAUGCUUGCAGCCAGUCGGGCAAGCAAGUCGUGUCGGCGGUUCGUGCCCUCGGACUACGGCGGAGACAUCGACAGAUUUCCCGGUCUGCCACGAUUCUAUGAGCCUACGCACAGAGCGUUCCGCGAGAACAUCCUGCGCCACGAGACCUGAGAUCGAGUGGACGGCCGUCAACCAUGGGUGGUUCAUGGAUUACUUCGUACAGGGAAGUAAAGUAGAUCCGACUACAUUGCCGUACGGCUUUUCUGGACGAUCGCCGGCGACAGCAGGACAGGGUGAGAAUGAUAAUAACAGUAAAGACAUCGACUUCUCGAUUCCGCGCUCGUACAUGCAGCCUCUCCCGGGUAUCUGGCCUCUCGACCUCGACUCGUUCACAGCAACGCGCCUGGGAACCGGGAACGAGGCUAUCGGCUGGACAUCAGCGCGCGAUGUCGCUCGCGCCCUGGUGCGACUCGUCCAAGCACCCGCCGGAUCCUGGGAGAAGCACACCUACGUAGCGGGCGAGAUAGGGACGUGGAACCGGGCCAUUUCAAAAGUGGAAAAGUUUCUUGGUCGGAAAUUUGUUGUUGUCGAUCCGCCAUCAGAAUAGCAGGAAGAUGCUUAUGACCAACUUCCACCAUUCCAUUUGCAGGAGGAUUAUCCCCUUGUCCGUAGGUUGAAUGUUAGGCUGGCUUCUUGUGGUAUAUCUUUGAGGAACGUUCUCCAUCUAUCAAAAGCGCAGGGUGUUGCUCCUAGACAUAUCCCAUUCUCCCUUGGUA